Messenger RNA from Durusdinium trenchii, 1729 nucleotides. NCBI's taxonomy places the organism in Eukaryota, Dinophyceae, Suessiales, Symbiodiniaceae. The record is from the annotation of a GenBank genome assembly.
GUUUGGGAUCAGAUGCACGUGGUAACGAAUUAUCAUGUAGUGAGAGAGAUUGGACCGCAAGACCUCCAAGUGGUAUUUCUGGAUGGUGGAAAAGACGAUGAUCUUCCCAAGCGGGAAGUGCUGAAGGGAGAGGUGGUCGGAACAGAUCCAUUCACCGACACAGCAGUGAUCAGGGUAUUCUCUUCUGGCAAAAGAUUGGUUCCCAUGCAUCCUUUGCCACUUGGGGAGUCUGCUGCUCUUGAAGUAGGACAGAGUGUGUACGCCAUUGGAAAUCCAUUUGGUCUCGACCAUAGCAUGAGCAAGGGCAUUAUUUCGGGAAAGUCCCGAACACUGGACAUUGGUGAAAGGCCAAUCCAAGGAUGCAUUCAAACAGAUGCUUCAAUCAAUCCAGGCAACUCUGGUGGUCCUCUUCUCGAUGCAGCUGGACGUGUCAUAGGUGUAAAUACAGCCAUCCUCACCGCCAGCGGAACAUCAGCUGGGGUGGGCUUGGCGAUUCCUGUGCAUGCCUAAGAGAGUUGUAACUGUCCUUGAACAAAAGCCAUCGCUACUGGGUUGGAGGCUACUAGGAGCAAAGGGCAUCGCUACUAGGAGCAAGAAGCUACCAGGGGCUCCUGGCCUUACUAGGAGCAAGAAGCCACAAGUAACAAGGAUGCUAUUAGGUUGGAGGCCAUCAAAGUGUUUGUCCUGUGGAGAAGGUUGACACAGUGAAGCGAAACGUGGAGUUGAUACUGAAGCAGGGCUUUGUAUCUCGUGGCUUCUUGGGUAUCACAUUUGACGCAUGGAGUCACAGCUUUGAAAGCUUUGUUCUUUUGUUAUUUGGAAAAAAAUAGUAUGCGUUUUUUAAGCCCGUGGCCCUGCCUCCUUACUUAACUCCCUUACUAAGGGUAAGGGUAAGGCAGAAACUUGUUCGCUCCGAACAAACUUCGAAGCUCCUACAUAUGAAGAAGGGCAAACUUCACUUUGGUGGCAAAAGUUUCGAUUCUCAUGUUGUGCUCGGAUUCCACUCAUUUUAGGCCCCAGAUGGCAUUUCUGAUGCUUUGCAAAUCCCUGGCAUCAUCGUCUUUUCAGUAGUAUCGAACAGUCCAGCGGAAAAGGCAGGAGUCCGUCCUAUGCUGAAUGGUACAAUUGGCGAUGUUAUUACAACGCUUGAUGAGAAACCCGUCAGAGCUGGAGCUGACAUCUUUAAGCUGCUGGAUAAGCGUGCUCCCUGAACAAGAAGCAGUAGAGCCUCUUUUCUCUUUGUACAAAAGAUGCACUAACCCAUCAAAAGGUGUCUUACUUUCCUUAAGUAUGUUGACGUAGUUUGUUUCUUUCGCUGUGAAAUCAAAGGUUCCUGGUGAUGUUGUAGCGCUGGAGGUACGAAGGGCAAGGCGCUCAGAGGAUGGCGCAGCUGUCGUGGAGGACAUCCGAUUCAAUAUUACACUCAGCUCGUCCCCUCGAAGAAAAUGAGCAGAGAAUAGAAAGAGCUAUUUGAAUGCCAAAGUGCAUUCAAUUUCGAACAUGCCCAGAUUCAUAUCCAAGCUACUAGGGGCUCCUGGCCUUACUACUAGGAGCAAGGACGCUACUAGUGGCUCCUGGGGUCCUGGCAUCGCUACUAGGAACAAGGAAGCUACUAGGGGCUUCAUAUCCUUUGAACAAAAAGUUCUCAAGCCUGGAGGAAAAUAAUCGGCGGCUUUUGUCUUGAGUGAUGGAAUGGGCAGCCUGCUCAAGUUAUUUCAUUCUUUCCGUC